This is a messenger RNA of Synchytrium microbalum, 231 nucleotides long. RefSeq lists its product as uncharacterized. The record is from RefSeq and is a predicted model, not a curated record. Bases 1 to 231 code for a protein of 76 amino acids. NCBI's taxonomy places the organism in Eukaryota, Fungi, Chytridiomycota, Chytridiomycetes, Synchytriales, Synchytriaceae. Gene Ontology annotation, molecular function: RNA binding. Gene Ontology annotation, biological process: spliceosomal snRNP assembly; mRNA splicing, via spliceosome. Gene Ontology annotation, cellular component: spliceosomal tri-snRNP complex; U2 snRNP; U1 snRNP. The transcript has 4 exons.
AUGUCGAAAGCUAGCACACCGGAAUUGAAAAAGUACAUGGAGAAGAAGAUAUUCAUCCAAUUAAACGGAAAUCGAAAAGUUACUGGUAUCUUGCGAGGAUUCGACCCAUUCUUGAAUCUGGUGGUGGAUGAUGCUGUUGAAGAAAAAAAGGAUAAUAGUAAAGAGGAUUUGGGAAUGGUGGUCAUAAGAGGAAACUCUGUCGUGGUGUUGGAAGCUCUUGAACGUAUUUAA